GUGCCACUUUCAGGUCUCCUCACACUGCUGGUGUGUUCCAUUUUUUGUCAUAGGGUGCUGGCAGAUUACGGGCCUCCCAUUGCUGCUGCCAGGCCCGUAAUCUGCCAUGGGCCCCUGUACCGCCUCCUCAUGCUGCUGCCAGGUCCAGAGUGUGUCAUGGGUCCCUGUACGGCCUCCCAUUGCUGCUGUCUCCAUCGCCACACUCUGCCAUGUGCCACUUUCAGGUCUCCUCACACUGCUGGUGGUUUCCAUUUUUGUCAUAGGGUGCUGUAUGGCCUCCCAUUGCUGCUGCCUCCACCGCCACACUGUGGCUCCACACUCUGGUUUUGGCCCCGUGACUGCCCAAAUGAGUGAAGUGUGCGGUGAUUCUAAGAUCGACGGCACUCAUCUGCAUGUCAUACUG
Messenger RNA from Staurois parvus, 403 nucleotides. Lineage: Eukaryota; Metazoa; Chordata; Amphibia; Anura; Ranidae. The record is from the annotation of a GenBank genome assembly.